GAUCGGGGAUGUAUUUUCGACAAGCAGCUUUGUCUUAUCUUCAUACUGCACUGUUUUUAUUGAAACUCUGUGGGAGGACCGUCUUCCGUUUUCCAAUGAACGAAAUGACACUACUCGACACUGGUCGUCACUAGUUACCACAGCCACACAGUCAUAGACCCCGCCUGUUUCUACAAUUUAUCUUCUUCAAAUGGUUGUUUUCAUGAAUUGUUUUAUACAUUUUUACUUUGUGGUAACUAGUGUAAACCUCGACCACUUAGAAUCGGUUUAAAGGUAACAGACUGAAGAUGGGAACCUAGGUCACUUUUAUCCAAACGAGAAAACACCACAAAGUAGCUACAAAGCCUCUUCUCACAGCCUUUGUGCCAAAGAGCCACAAGCGCGGCAUGCGGGUGCGUUUGAGGUGAAACAUUAUGGCAGAAGUGGAGGACGAAGAGUCAAUGCUGGCCUUGAUCAACUACUAUUGCCACGAGAAGUAUUUCAAUCAUGUAUUAAAUGCUGCAGCUGUGGCACAGAGGAAAUUCAGCAAUGAUCCAAUCUUCAGCUUUUUCCAUGCCUACGGCACCCUGAUGCAAGAUCAAAUUCAGGAAGCCAUCCAUGAGUUUGAGACAAUAAAAGACAGAAGAGAUAUUUCCCUCUGUACAUUCAUGGCUCUUGUUUUUGCUGAAAAGAAAAGGCCAAACCCAGAUCGAGAUGUCAUUCAGGAACUGGAUGCCAAGGUGAAAGAGGACCGUAAAAGUGCAACACCUAAGGGUCUCUACUACGCUGGGAUGUUCCUCUGGCUUCUGGGACGAAAUGACAAAGCAAGGGAAUACAUAGAGAGGAUGAUCAAAGUCUCUAAUGGUUCCCGAGAAGGGAUUAUCCUAAAAGGCUGGAUAGAUCUGACCUCUGGUAAGGAUGCAUAUGCCAAGAAGGCUGGGAAAUACUUUGACGAAGGCCUGAAAGAGAAAGCAGAUGUUUUUGCUCUGAUGGGAAAGGCACAUUACUAUGAGUAUCGGCAUAAUUAUUCUGGAGCAUUGGAGACAGUCAACCAAGUGAUUGUUAGUUUCCCUGGGUUCCUUCCUGCCUUUAUCAAGAAGAUGAAGCUUCUAUUGACCCUGCAGGACUGGGAGCAAACUGUAGAUGCAGCACAGAGGCUCUUGCAGAAGGAUAAAAACAACCUAGAAGCCCUGAGAAUGCUCGCUCUUCACUCCUUAUGCAGAGAGGGGGACAUCACAGAGUCACUAAACAUGCUCUCAAGUCUCGUCAGCAACUUGGACACCCAAGAGCCUCACAGCCCAGACCUUUUCUACAGGAUGUCCUUGGCUUUCACACGGGUGUGUGGAAGAAAUGAGAAAGUGAUUCAGCAGACUCACAUCAUGGUGGACAGAGCCUUCUCCCAAGCCCAAGGGGAUUCUGAUCUGGCCACAGAGCUGGGCUACCAGUUGGUUCUGCAGGGAAGAAUCAAAGAGGCUAUGAAGUGGUACAAGACUGCCAUGACUCUGGACGAAACAAGUGUCUCGGCUUUGACAGCAUGGAAAAUUCCAGAAAAUGGUGUCAUGGCUUUAGAAGUUUCUAAUUUACAAGUCUGGUUCAUCGUUGGGAGCAAUUUCCAGAUGCCUGAAGGUAUUAUCAGGUGCCAGCUGAUCGAGGGAAACUUGGAGGAUGCAGAGCAACAGCUGGAGUUUCUCACAGAGAUCCAACAGUCUAUAGGGAAAUCAGGGGAGCUGCUGUACCUGCGUGCCAUGCUGGCUGUGAAGAAACGCAGGUCACAGGAUGAGGUCACCAACCUGCUGAAUGAUGCCGUGGACACUCACUUCUCCACACUGCAAGGCCUGCCGCUGGGGGUGGACUACUUUGAGAAGCUCAACCCUGACUUCUUGCUGGAGAUCGUCAAGGAGUACAUAGCACUCUGUCCUGCUAAGCCUCCAGCCCAGGGCCAGCCUCCUGCCCCUCAGCUCCAACACUGUGCCUCUGUGUUGGACACUGUGGUGAAGAUAGUACCUGGACUCCUACAAGGUGUCUUCCUAUUGGCCAAAGUUAGGUUUCAGUCUGGUGACAUUGACUCUGCUCAGAGCAGCCUCCAACACUGCCUGGACCAGUGUCCCUCCCAUGCUGAGGCCCACCUGCUCAUGGCACAGAUCCACCUCUUACAAGGCAACUACAAGCUCUCCUCCCAGUCUCUGGAGCUUUGCCUCAGUCACAACUUUGCGGUCCGAGAGCACCCUGUGUAUCACCUUAUAAAGGCCCAGGCCCAGAAGAAGAUGGGAGAGCUCCAAGAGGCCAUCCAGACUCUGCAGAUGGCCAUGAUCCUGCCGGGGGUCCGCAGGGCCGGUGCCUCAGCCAAAUCCAAGAACAAGAAGGUGGAGCUGAGCUCUGCUGACUGUGUGUCCGUGUUCCUUGAACUCGCCGAGGCCCUCUGGCUCAACGGAGAACAACACGAAGCCGCCAAAGUGAUGCAAGACGCCAUCAACGAGUUCUCGGGCACUCCUGAGGAGCUGCGUGUCACCAUCGCCAAUGCUGACCUGGCUCUGCUGCGUGGCGACACCGAGCUUGCCCUGAGCAUGCUCAGAAACAUCACCCCUGAGCAGCCCUACUAUAUCCAGGCCAAGGAGAAGAUGGCCGACAUAUAUCUGACUCACAGGAAAGAGAAGCGCCUUUAUGCCAGUUGUUACAGAGAAUUAGUAGAGAAGCUGCCGAGUCCUCAUACAUAUCUUUUACUUGGGGAUGCUUAUGUGAAUAUCCAAGAGCCAGAGAAGGCCAUUGAGAUCUACGAACAGGCUCUGAAGAAAAACCCCAAAGAUGGAGCUCUGGCCAGCAAGAUUGGGAAAGCUCUCGUCAAGACUCACAAUUACGUCAAGGCAAUCAAUUACUAUGAAGCUGCUCUGAAGACUGAGCAGCAGAACUUCCUGCGAUAUGACCUGGCUGAACUGCUAAUGAAGAUGAGACAGUACGAGAGGUGCGAGAAAGUUUUACAAGAGGCUCUCGCCCAUGACCCAGUAAAUGAGCUGCCGUUGCUAACCGAUGAUUGUCGCUAUCUGGUCCUGUUGGCCAAAAUCCAAGGCAAGGUUGACAAAAACGAGGAUGCUUUACUUUCCUUGCAACGAGCCCGGGAUGUGCAGGCCAAGGUGUUGAAGCGUGUGCAGUUGGAGCAGCCAGACGCUGUCUCCAUGCAGAAGCAGCUCGCUGCAGAGAUCUGUGGCGAGAUCGCUAAACACUACACAAGUCUUCGAGGCUAUGAGAGAGCAGUGAAAUUCUACAAAGAAGCUCUUGUCUAUUGUGAGAGUGAUGCCAAGGUGAUGCUGGAGCUGGCGCGGUUGUACCUCACUUUAGAUGAUGUGGAUGGCUGCCAACAGCAAUGCUGUGUCCUUCUGAAGAGUGACCAGGUCAAUGAAGAUGCAACACUGAUGAUGGCUGACCUGAUGUUCAGGAAGCAGGACUAUGAGCAAGCCGUUUUCCACUUUCAGCAGCUACUGGAGCGCAAACCAGACAACUACCCAACACUGUCACGUCUAAUCGACCUGCUGAGGAGAGCUGGGAAGUUAGAGGAAGUUCCCAGGUUUCUGGAGAUGGCUGAAAAACAUUCCUCCAGGGCAAAGUUUGACCCUGGGUUUAACUACUGCAAAGGACUUUAUCUGUGGUACACAGGUGAACCCAAUGAUGGGUUGCGACACUUCAACAAGGCACGGAAAGACAACGACUGGGGUCAGAAUGCUGUGUACAACAUGAUUGAGAUCUGUCUUAACCCAGACAAUGACACCAUGGGAGGAGAAGUCUUUGAGAACCUAGAUGGUGACAUGGGGAACUCUACUGAGAAGCAGGAGUCAGAGCAACUCGCCGUGAGAACAGCAGAGAAGCUCCUGAAUGAGUUAAAGCCCCAGACAGCCGGUGGACACGUCCAACUACGGAUCCUAGAGAACUACUGCUUUCUGGCCACCAAGCAGAAAGCCAACGUCGAGAAAGCCCUGAAUGUUUUCACAGAGAUUGCAAACAAUGAGAAGGACCAUGUGCCUGCACUGCUAGCCAUGGCGACAGCCUACAUGAUUCUCAAACAAACCCCUCGAGCCAGGAACCAGCUCAAACGUGUAGCUAAGAUGAACUGGAGCAUUGUUGACGCUGACGAGUUUGAGAAGAGCUGGCUGCUCCUGGCCGACAUCUACAUCCAGUCAGGGAAAUAUGACAUGGCCGGGGACCUCUUGAAGAGGUGCCUUCGUCAUAAUAAGUCAUGUUGUAAAGCUUAUGAAUACAUGGGCUACAUUAUGGAGAAGGAGCAGGCAUUCCGAGAUGCAGCGCUGAACUAUGAAAUGGCUUGGAAAUAUGGCAAUCAAACGAACCCCACAAUAGGAUACAAGCUUGCAUUCAACUACCUGAAAGCAAAGAGGCAUGUUGAUGCCAUAGAUGUCUGUCAUAAGGUUUUGGAUGCUCACCCCAAUUAUCCAAAGAUGAGGAAGGACAUCUUGGACAAAGCUCGGGCAGCUUUGCGGUCUUAACAUAAAUGUUUUAGAGAGAGAGAGAGAGAGCAGUGGGUGUAUUAUUGCUCAAUCUUUUUUUUAUGUGUUUUGUUAACAAGCAUUAUUACUUGGGUAAGUAUUUGGAUGUAAUUAUAAAUGGAAUUUUGGAGGGAUGAGAGACAGUGCUUUUUAUAAACGUGAUUACAAUACAAAACACAUUGUUGUAGAGUUAUUGUGUUUUUCUUACAAUAUAAUGAAAACAGUGACUCUGUUUCAACACUCUAAAGAAAGACGUAUUGCUUUGCAAUAAAUGUCAGAGUUCAAUUUUAAUCUUAAAUAAAUCUUAAUUGUACACCUUA
Messenger RNA from Oncorhynchus masou masou (cherry salmon), 4789 nucleotides. RefSeq names its product tetratricopeptide repeat domain 21B (gene ttc21b). Gene Ontology annotation, molecular function: protein binding. NCBI's taxonomy places the organism in Eukaryota, Metazoa, Chordata, Actinopteri, Salmoniformes, Salmonidae. The coding region runs from base 414 to 4469 and encodes 1351 amino acids. The record is from RefSeq and is a predicted model, not a curated record. The transcript has 31 exons. Gene Ontology annotation, biological process: intraciliary retrograde transport; protein localization to cilium. Gene Ontology annotation, cellular component: intraciliary transport particle A.